ACGUGAGGCCGACUGUCGUGAUCUGCCUUAGCCGCAGCUCGGAGCGUUACGCGGCUUCUGCACUGAAAUCAAAUUUGAAAACGCUGCUGCAGAAAACAACAUGGCAGACGAGGAGAACCUACCGCCCGGAUGGGAGAAAAGAAUGAGCCGCAGUUCAGGCAAGGUGUACUACUUCAACCACAUCACUAAUGCCAGCCAGUGGGAACGUCCGGUGGGAGACGGCCGUGGAGAGCCAGAUAAGGUACGCUGCUCUCACCUCUUGGUGAAGCAUAAUCAGUCGCGUCGUCCAUCUUCCUGGCGAGAACAAAACAUUACGCGAUCUAAAGAUGAGGCCUUGGAGCUCAUUCAGAAGUACAUAGAACAGAUCAAGUCUGGACAGGAGAAGUUUGAGUCCCUGGCUUCUCAGUUCAGCGACUGCAGCUCAGCUAAGAACGGUGGAGAUCUGGGACUGUUCGGCAGAGGUCAGAUGCAGAAGCCUUUUGAAGACGCCUCCUUUGCUCUCAAAGUGGGAGACAUGAGCGGCCCUGUUUUUACUGACUCUGGAGUCCACAUCAUCCUACGCACUGGCUGACAGGAAGACUCCGCAUGUUGUGCUUUCCUCUUCCAUCAUCUCACACACACACACACACACACACAUAUAUAAAAAGUCUAACCCAAUCAACCCUGCAGUUUAUUUUAAUGACACACACCACCCUAGUAAACAAAGCUUAAAGCCUGCAUUGCAUCAUUUUAGGUGGGGAUCCGUUUGUUCUAAGCACCAUCAAACAUGUAAUCAAUUUACAAAAUUGUCUGGAAAUCCAAAAACGUAUUUCAGAUUAUUCUUUAAGACCUCAAGCUUUUAUUAACCAUGACUGUGCCUGUUGAAGUGACUGCCCAGUUUCACAUGAGUGAGGGUCAAUUAAAAAAGUUGUCUUCUUGGUAUGUGCAUGACUUCUAAAGGACCACUUACUGUAUGUUUUCCAGUUCUACUGUAUGUGUGCCGAAGCAGCUCCUUACUGUUUUGGAAAAUGGGUUGAAAUACUUUCUAAUUAUAGCAGCAUCCCUGCAGAUGGAGAACACACUGUUAUUUUGAGUUCACUAGAUUUCAUUUUUCUGUCUUUUCCAUUAUUCAGCAACAUAGAAUUAUUUCUUUUCAUCAUCUACUUUGAAAAAAAAAUGCAUGUUUUCUCUUUUGGAUAUGCCUUGAUGGCACCCUUGAAAGCUUGCAGGUUUUAACAAUAAGCUCCACAGCUUUUAAAAACAUCAACGUUCAGGUGAACUGUUAACACUGUUGUGUCAUUGAGGCAGAAAUAAAAGUUUUUUUGUAA
This is a messenger RNA of Archocentrus centrarchus (flier cichlid), 1307 nucleotides long. It is a transcript of the gene pin1, whose product is annotated as peptidylprolyl cis/trans isomerase, NIMA-interacting 1. The transcript has 5 exons. Gene Ontology annotation, molecular function: peptidyl-prolyl cis-trans isomerase activity; protein binding. Lineage: Eukaryota; Metazoa; Chordata; Actinopteri; Cichliformes; Cichlidae. Bases 101 to 571 code for a protein of 156 amino acids. The record is from RefSeq and is a predicted model, not a curated record. Gene Ontology annotation, cellular component: nucleus; cytosol.